Caenorhabditis auriculariae is the source of this 3320-nucleotide messenger RNA. NCBI's taxonomy places the organism in Eukaryota, Metazoa, Nematoda, Chromadorea, Rhabditida, Rhabditidae. The record is from the annotation of a GenBank genome assembly.
AUGCGGAGAAUCGGCGCAUCCUUCAGAAUUGAGCCACCCAACGAACCUGUCGGCUGUCGUCACUGCGUUCGUCGACAUCGUAACUGUACGAGUCCGGAUUUCGCGUCAGACGUGCACAGCUCACGUCAUUCAUGUUUGCAGCUGCGUCGAUUUUGUUUUUCGCUGUGCCGUCGAGCGAAAGGGUCUACCUAUAAUAACAAGUGGCGACGUCUUCUCUCGUGACGUCGUGUCGGAGCCGGCCGAUCAGUGGCGUUUCUCCGGCGCUCGGUGACCACGCCUUCGACUGCAGACCCCAUCGCAAUCACACAAAACUAUCAACUAUGCGCGCCGGUGUGAUUGAAGAACUCGAUUGCACCACGUCUUCGACGUUUUUCCCCCAUUCGUGGCCACUGUAUGUGUCUCUUUGGCCGCUCGACGACGUCCGCUCUCCAAGCUGCAGGCGCUAUCUCACCGGAGGCGGCGGCCCCGACAGUGAUGAUGGUAGUGGAUCGCGGAGCCAGUUCUGUCGCUCGCUCUUCUUUCUCCCACCAACCGACGACGCUGCUACGGCUUCUGCGCAUUGCAAGUUGCUUUGUCCCAACUGCCAUACCGUAUUCCCCACUGCGACCUGGGCUCGUUUCCUUCACGAGAGCACUCAACUUCAAUUUAUUCUGAAAAAACCAACUUUCAGCUUUCCUACAUAACUUUUCCUCGAAAUAUUCUAGUUUUCGAUCUGAAAAUCGUUUCGUCAGUGCUUCUGCCCUAGAUUUUUUAUGGAAGGUUUCAAAAUAUCCAUUCCUAAUGAGUGUCCUAUCUGAUUAAUGAGUUGCUGACUUUCCUAUCCAAAAAACUUUCUAGAUGGCGUGUAGUCGGUCGUCUUCGAAGCAGGUUCUACAGUUUUUGCACAUCUCAAAAAGAACGCCGCCUCCAAGUCUUCUUUUGAUUUCCAACGAAUCCUUAAAUUUUUCGCCUAUCUUUUUAUUUCGGUCACCGCAAUAAAUAAGACGCGAGCUUGCGUCAUUGAGCCUUCUGCGCACAAUCACUGAUAAAUAUCUUUGGUUUUGCGCGGCCGAGAACCGAAAACGGGUUUGCUUGAUGAGUCGUUGUUCCGCGACUCGCAAUCUCGCUGUAAGAAUAGGUGACGGCUCUCCACCUUCACUUUCUACAGUGCGAAUGAACGAGAUUCAAAUUCGAGUCGCAAAUUGAGAAAGUCGGAGAAGUGGCUGUCCGAAGAGCGCGCUCUUUAUCGCCUUCUCCUUGGCCCCAUCGCAGUUGCAGCGAGGACGGUCAUCCGUCGACGUCAAGUCUGUCCAAACGGCUUCUCUCAUUCUCUCCUCCCUCGUUCUCUCUCUUCCUUGCUGCGUACAGGAUAGAUCCGUCAUGCUUUAUCACCUCAGGCACGCUUCCGUCGGACGCCGAACUUGCAAAAGUUUCUUUGUCUGCACAGAGAUCAGGAGACUACUUUUUUCUUCAUAUUUUUGCUAUCUUUUCUCUAACGUUUUCUGUAUUUUUCCUUUUUUUUUCUAAAUUUUUAUUCAAAAAAGUACGCAAUGAGAAGUUUUAAAAAUGAAAUGGAAAGUUUUCGAAUAAGUUUAGUAGUUUUUUGUCACUUUUUCUUUGUUCUUUCUUUACCUUUCUCUGUUUUUUUUUGCAUAUUAUUGGAGUCACUUGCUUCAUUCUCUCUCCAAACAUUUAUUUAAAAUUUCUCUGUCGGAAUUUUAUGCUCUUUCUUGUCAUCACGCUUUUCUGACUAAUCGGGAUUCAUCCGUCGGUUUCUGAACUUUUGAUAUUUUUUUUUAUAAUCUCAAGUAAAUCACUUUGCCAUUUCCAUCACGAUCGGCGUCUUCAAAAAACUCUGAACUCGACUCUCCUGACCUUCUCUUUACGCUGUGCUUAGGUUCUCGUUCCCAUCGUUUUUUUUUUUGAGGCGUUGACUGCGCAACUCGGAGACUACCUUUUUUUAUCUCUCUUUCUGGUCUCUCUACGAUCAUUAGUGCAUGUUACGAAGUGCGGGAACGUUUCAGAAACAAAGGUUUUCAGGUGAAACGCAACUUCGAACGCGUUUCUCUCUUGCAACGGCUCGAGGACCACCCAUAUUUGCGAGGCGACAAUGAUGUCAAUGACGACGGACAAAGCAUCGUAUCAUUGGAAAUGCCUCAUCUCAACCUUUCUGAUGAGGAACGGAUUAGACUGAUAAAGCUAAUAAGUUAGUUUUUUGUCGAAAGUGUGUUUGAAACAAAGGAACCUUUCCAGAUGGCGGCGCGUUGCCUAUCAUGGAAAGGCCUCUGCAGACGACUACGACCACUCUGACGACAGCCCAGAUGCAGCCCUGCCAGAUGCCCACGACUUCUGCUUUCAACCCAGCCAACGCCUUCAUCAAUGCCUACGGAAUGAAGGCAGAAGUUGGAACUUCCUCGUUUGACCAUUCAGUCAACGCAGUGGCGCACGGAUCCAGAGUAGUGAGGGUAUGGUUUUCUCCGAGUUUCGAAAAGAGCUUUUCUGUUCAGGGAGUUCAGGAGUGUGGCAUGCAGGGAAUGGAGGCCAUCCGCGAGCUGUUCCCUUCCGGAGAAGUCCUUCGACGGAAGACGGCUCGAAGACCGCCCGAGGAAGCCUGCAAAGCUACGUGCAAGGUUUUGGAGCUCAUGACGAUGUCACGAAUCCGAUCCUUCUCAGGUGUGUGGACACGAGGUGAUGUACUCGCCGCAACGGACGUGGAAUCUGAUGCGCCACGUCUGGAUCAUGCAUCAGUCGUCCAAGCCCUACCAAUGCUCUCUUUGCGGCUUCUCUCACAUAAAACCCUACGUCCGCAAACACAUCGAAUCACAACACAAGCAGCAGAAUGCUAGCAUAAUCGACUUGAAGUGGGUUUUCGAAGUAUUUGGGAAGUAACGAGAAGCUCAGGAAGCACCUUUUGAUUUUUCCGCUUCAAGCUUCAUACUGAGUAGAUAAAAAAAAAAUUUUUUUUUUGCUUUUUUGGAAAAAAGGAAACAAUUCAAAAAAAACUUAAAUUUUCAGAAAUCAUGAGAAAAAAGAGAAAAAAGUCCAAAGAAUCAAAAGUUUGAAAUAUGGCUCUUUCUGAGAUACUGUGCUCUGACACGAAAAUUUUUCUUAAAAUGCGGUUGAAAGCGCACUCGAAGACGCAUCUUUGAAGAUGGCGAACAUGGGAAUUUAGGUCACCAGAACUGGAGGCGGAGUGGCACUCCUUGCUGGAGCAGUGCUUCGGCGUCACCUAUCGCAAGUGGAAACACAUCAAGGACGAGUCUUCUGGAGUGCCCGACGACGGCCAUCAGCGCGGCUUCCAGACCGAGCACUUCUCCACCGACGUCAUGACCAACCUCUAA